Messenger RNA from Fimicolochytrium jonesii, 426 nucleotides. Its product is annotated as mitochondrial import inner membrane translocase subunit tim22. The transcript has 2 exons. NCBI's taxonomy places the organism in Eukaryota, Fungi, Chytridiomycota, Chytridiomycetes, Spizellomycetales, Powellomycetaceae. The record is from RefSeq and is a predicted model, not a curated record. Gene Ontology annotation, cellular component: TIM22 mitochondrial import inner membrane insertion complex. The coding region runs from base 1 to 426 and encodes 141 amino acids. Gene Ontology annotation, biological process: protein insertion into mitochondrial inner membrane. Gene Ontology annotation, molecular function: transmembrane protein transporter activity.
AUGGCCAUGGCCGCACAGGCUUUCAUGGAGUCCUGUCCUGCCAAGGUUGUGCUGAGUGGAGGAGCGGGUUUCGCUCUCGGAGGAGCCUUUGGAAUGUUCAUGUCGAGUGUGGACUGGGGAAUGAAUACGGAGGAGUUCCAGAAACUAUCCACGAGAGAACAACUUAAGCUCACAGCAAAAGACAUGGGAGCGAAAUCGUUCUCGUCAGCGAAAAACUUCGCCGUGGUCGGAGCAGUAUUCGCUGGGACAGAGUGUGUGAUCGAAGGGUAUAGGGCGAAGAACGACAUCUGGAACGGCGUAUCUGCGGGAUGCAUUACGGGAGGGGUAUUGGCGGCCAAGGCGGGACCUCAAGCCGUCGUGGGUGGAUGCCUGACGUUCGCGGCGUUUUCGGCCGCCAUUGACUGGUGGAUGAAGAAGGACGACUAG